This is a messenger RNA of Ornithorhynchus anatinus (platypus), 2031 nucleotides long. RefSeq names its product CMRF35-like molecule 1. Gene Ontology annotation, cellular component: plasma membrane. Gene Ontology annotation, molecular function: transmembrane signaling receptor activity. Bases 1 to 1614 code for a protein of 537 amino acids. The record is from RefSeq and is a predicted model, not a curated record. Lineage: Eukaryota; Metazoa; Chordata; Mammalia; Monotremata; Ornithorhynchidae. The transcript has 9 exons.
AUGGGCCCUCGGUCCGUGUGGGGCCAUAUUGGCGGAUGGCUAACGGUGCGAUGUCAGUAUAAACCGGCAUGGGAGCCCUACGUGAAGUGCAGGGGAGAGGACUGGGAAUCCUGCCAGAUGAUGGUGAAAUCCUCAGGACCAGAGGCAACUAACGGCCGAGUGUCCAUCCGAGACAAUCGUGGAAACCACAACAUCGAAGUGACCAUGGUGAAUCUGGAGGCAGGAGACACGGACACUUACUGCGUGCACCUCGGGAUCAUGGUCUUCUUGAAGGUCCCCAUCUUGGUGCGUUUGGUCUGUGCGGUGGUCUGGGUGAACAGGCUGCGGAAGAGCGGAGAUAGCCUCAGCAGCGACUUCCCAACGGCCUCAACUUCCAGUCCAAGGGAGGUGGGUUUGUGUUUUCCAGACUGUGUUUCUUGGGAGGUGACGGGCCCCCAGUCCGUGAGGGUCCCUCUUGGCGGAUCGCUGACAGUGCGAUGUCAGUAUAAACAGGAAUGGAAGUCCAACGUGAAGUGGUGGUGCAGGGGAGAGCAAUGGUCAUCCUGCCAAUUCAUGGCGAAAUCCUCUGGAUUCGAGACCAGUGGCCGAACAUCCAUCCAAGACAGACGUGGGAACCUCACCUUCAUAGUGACCAUCGUGAACCUUGAGGCGGGAGACACAGACACCUACUGGUGUGGGAUUGAGAAAGCACUAAGAGAUCAUGGACAUCGUGUCAAAGUGACCGUUUCCCCACACCAUCUAUCCCUGAGCGGCCCCAGGGAGGUGAGUGCUGCAGUGGGAGAAAACCUGACAGUGCGGUGUCACUACGAGCAGCGCCUGCAGGCAGAGGAGAAAUCCUGGUGCCGAGGACCCCGUUGGGGGGCCUGUGGUCCCAUGGCCACCACACGGGGGGCAAGGAGCCAGGGGACGGCUGGCCGGGUGUCCAUCUUGGAUGACUGGGACAGCUACACAUUCACGGUGACCAUGGAGAAGCUCUCCUGGAGAGACUCAGACACAUACUGGUGUGUCAUGCACACGGAGGGAGCUGAGCUGGGGCUUCCGGUCAUUGUGAAGGUUUCUCCCGCAACAACACGGAUGACAGUAACAACCAAAGGAACUCCCAAACUGACUAGCUCCGCGCAAGAAUCCUCGAACACAGACAGCGGUUCUUCAGAAUGGGAGAUUGUCAAAGAUCUCAGGCUCCUACUACCCCUGAUAUUUGCAAUUCUGUUGAUUCUGUUGGUGGGGAUUUCCCUAGUGGCAUGGAGGAUGGUGUUGAGUCAGAAGAAAGGAGAUGAAGUGUCUGCUGCCACCCUGAAUUUGCAAGAGUUCCCAGGGCCACAGGACAGGGUGUGUUACAAAAAUCUGAUACUUCAUCGACGAAAAGCCGACCCAUCCCCACUGAACUCCCAUGGGGCCGCGGCGACCUCCACUCAAUCUUUCCAGACCCAGAGCUCCUAUGACGAAGUGGAAUAUGCAAUCAUGGGUUCCAUCCAGACAAAGGACAUUUCCUACGCCUCAUUGACUCAGCUCACACCAGGCUCGAACCCAACCUAUGACAACGUGAAGCCCUUCAACUCCACCCACCCUCGGCAAGACUGGCAGGUGGAAACCGAGUACUCCGUGAUCCAGUAGCCCCUUCCCGCACCCUCCCUCCGGGUCCUGCCUCUCUGACAUUGUCGUCUCUUCUGUCUCCGGAUCUGUCCUCACCAGGACUCGGUCAGGACCUGAGUAGCCAGCUCCCCAGUGCUUUGUUCUUGACUCAACUGUUGAGAGCCACCAUCUUGGGGAAGAAUGCUAAUGAGAAGCGAUGGAUGAGUAUACCCUGAGGGGGAUAGAAGUGAACCAACUUGAGCCUGUGGGAAACCCACUUUAUCCCACUGGGCUGGAGUUUGUUACCAAUAUCGAUCAUAUUCCAUGAACACCUGUGGGUGAAGCACAGAACCAGGCCUGUGAAGAACAAUCAUUCCCCAGUAACUGACAGGGAAGCUGGAGAAUCCUACCUUGAUAUUAACUUUUUUAACGGUAUUUUCAUUCAGUUUAUUCAUUCAU